CCAACAUUGGUAUCUAACAUUGUUUGUACCGCCCAAGCGCGUAGAUAGCAUAUAACAUGUAAAGAGGCCUCAUAAAUCGAAGUGCUCCAUACUCGUCAAUUCAAUAGUUAGCAAUCAUGAUGUCCUAUACUUCGGAGAAAACGCCGCUCCUCCCUGUCGUCGAACGCACACUCGAUGCCUACAUGAACAAGAUCGACCAACGCCAUCGUGAAGGCGUCGAAUACGCACUGCUGGUGUCCACUCUGUUGCUUACCGUCUUCCAAGUCGUGGUCCUCUACAGCGGCGACAGUCUUGUGUCCAUAGCUCUGGACGGCCAAUACUACGCCCUGGUGGCUCAACUCGCUCGCGGCCUGCGCAUGUCGAUCCCCGCCAGUCUGCCCACAGCAGCCAUAUUUUUCAUUGUCGCGCCCUAUCUGGCGCAAAAGGAGCGUGUCGUGAUGACGCGAUACGCGAUUCUCGUCUGUUAUUUGAUGGGCUCGACGCUGGGCGCGUUGUUGCUCUAGACGCGCAAGGGUCUUGACUCGACUUGGCUCGCGUGGAGAUCGGCGGGGAGCGAUAACGGCGGAAAGUCGCAUCCUGGAACUUUUUGGGCAGCUUCAAUCGCAAGACUCAUAGGGCGCAGGACGUCAAUUGGGUGAGUCAAAAGAUACAAGGGGUACAAGAACAUCUCCAGGUAUGUUUGGUCCUCGCAUUAGGCUCCGCCAGGCAUCAUCUUCACGAGAAGUCAUGUCCCUCACACGCCCCAACCCUCGCCUCC
Molecule: messenger RNA, 757 nt
Organism: Alternaria alternata
Lineage: Eukaryota; Fungi; Ascomycota; Dothideomycetes; Pleosporales; Pleosporaceae
Exons: 2
Coding region: 117-503 (128 amino acids)
Source: RefSeq, a predicted model, not a curated record